Messenger RNA from Salvia hispanica, 387 nucleotides. NCBI's taxonomy places the organism in Eukaryota, Viridiplantae, Streptophyta, Magnoliopsida, Lamiales, Lamiaceae. The record is from RefSeq and is a predicted model, not a curated record.
AUGGAGACGCGCGACGAGUACUUCCAGGAGUGGGAAGAUGCGGCCCACAUAAAGGGUCUGUCCCCGAUGACGAAGUGCACGGUUGCGCUUCGUCAGUUGGCAUACGGCACUACGGCGGACAUGUUCGACGAGUAUCUUCACGUCGAGGAUACAACUAGCCGAGAGUGUCUGGGAGUAUUGAUUGUAUGCACUGGGAGUGGAAGAAUUGUCCUGCAGCAUGGAGAGGCCAAUUCACCUGUGGGGUCAAACAACGACAUCAUUGUGCUGAACUCGUCGAGUCUCUUCAUCGAGCAAUGCAAUGGCCACGGUCCGGUUAUCAACUUCACUGCCAAUGGACGGCAGCAUCAUAUAGGGUACUACUUAGCCGACGGCAUUUACCCGAGGUGA